Molecule: messenger RNA, 1020 nt
Organism: Plasmodium gonderi
Lineage: Eukaryota; Apicomplexa; Aconoidasida; Haemosporida; Plasmodiidae
Exons: 1
Coding region: 1-1020 (339 amino acids)
Source: RefSeq, a predicted model, not a curated record
AUGCUCGAUGGAAAAGAAAAUGACGACUCAUCAAAAGCGUCGAUGAAAAAUAAAAAUAUAAAGAUAAUAAAAGUACCAAAAUUUGUUUCAAAUAAAUGGCUACAAUACAAUAAUAAAGAUAUUGUUGGUUUAUUUGAGCAAAACAACAACGAAAUUUCUACCUUAUAUGUUCAGAAAGAUAAUAGUGAUAAAGUAAAAAAAUUAACAUGUAAUAAAAAUAAUACUGUAAAUACAUAUAUUUUAAAACAAAAUAAAAUAUCAUUAAAGCCUACUAAGGGUUUUAAUUGUAGUACUGGCAACAGCAGCAUCACAACACCUACGAAUUCGAAUAAUAAAACUAGCGAAAAUGCAAAUCAAAGUAAAGUUAAAAUCAAUAUUACGAAUCCUGUAAAAGAUAACACGGAACGGAAUAAAGAAAUUGAUUAUGUAAUAUGUGCAGACGUAAUAAAGAACUGUGAACACACAUAUUCAUUUCUACCAACUUUAGAUGAAGAUUAUUCCUUGGUACUAAAAGAGAGACAUUAUAAAACCAAUGUAAAAAAAAAUAGAUUCACAAUUAUCGAAACAAGGAAUGAAGAAAAUAUAGAUUCCUCCCACACUUUGUUUAAAUAUUACACUUCUGAUGAUAAUGUUCAUAAUGCUACCGGCACAGUCAGUGCUUCUAAUGAUGCUAGUGUGAAUAGCAUUAGUGUCUUGAACAACAGCAAGGAUAACAAAUUGGGAAAGAGUAAUAAACGAACUCUUCAGGACAGUGAUAACCAUUUUUCUUCCCCCUCUGCAUCUAAACAAAAAGCAAAACAGAUUAAGAAAAUGCACGUUUUUGAUCUCGAUAAAGCUAAAAUUAGUAUGUUCAAAAUAUUUGAAAAGGAAGGAAAAAAGGGAGUUCCUUUUUCCAUUUUUGCUAAAAGUUUUAAUAUCCCAUCCAAUUACAUAAAAAAUGUAUUAGAAGAAAUAGCAGUAAAAAGAAAAAGAGUAACCGAUAAAAAGCCGGUGUACUUUCUAAAGGACUGCAUCAAUUAA